CAAUUCCUCACCCCAACUCGACAGCCGCAUUCCCGCCCUUCCCAAACCACAACCUCGCUCACAUACUGCAGAAAAGAUCGACUAUAAUCAAAGGCAACCCGACUCGCCACGGUUUCAUCGCGCUCAGAUCAACAGGACAGACAGCGUCUUCAUCGAAAGUGCCAUCCAAUAAUUGAGUCGUCCUUCGGCGACGAGAGGCGUCUAAAUUGCGCGUGCCACGAAGUCGAGUAUCACGCCACCCAACGCAACGAGGAGAUCAAUCAUCCUCACCACUCUACGCGCACAAUGGUUCUCCUAUCCGAAGACUCGUCAGACAUUAGCUCCUUGUCCUCAGACGACUCCCCCGAGCCGGAGCAGGAGCAGGAGCAGGAGAAUGAUUUCGAGGACACCGAGAUUGUGGAGGAGCCGGAGCCUGUGCUUCCGCCUACGAAGAAGCAGAGACUAGCCACAGCAUCGCGCGCCUCGUCGGCGAUUCACGUAGAGCCAGAAGCCGACUCUGACCACGGUCACGACCUGGAUGGCGACAUCUCAUCAGACACGUCCGGCGACAUCCCAAACUCGCCGAUCAACGCGAAGCUAGAUGAAGAGGAAUUCCACGAGCAAGUGACCGUGUGCGCGUGGGACGGCUGCGAAGCCGGCGACUUGGGAAAUAUGGACAAACUCGUCGAGCACAUCCACAACGACCACAUCGAGAGCCGCCAGAAACGUUACACAUGCGAGUGGGUGGGCUGUCCUCGCAAGAGCAUGCCGCAUGCCAGCGGCUAUGCGUUGAAGGCGCAUAUGCGCAGCCACACUCGCGAAAAGCCAUUCUACUGCUAUCUACCUGAGUGCGAUCGCGCUUUCACAAGGUCCGACGCCCUCGCCAAACACAUGCGGACUGUCCACGAGACUGAAGCCCUCCGACCGUCCGACCCUGUUCCGAAGUCGAUGCAGCACUCUAACUCGUCCAACGCAAAGGGCAAGCCGUUCAAGAUAAUACUAAAGACGCCACAAUCGCAUCUUGGCGGCGGACAGCAGGACGACUCUGUCGAUGACACUGAUGGUGGAGACGAUGCGGUCGGCGCCGACUUCUUCACGCCUCUAACGGAGGAGCAAGGAUUCACACAAAAGGAGCUCAGCAUGGAUCUCGAAUCCCUAUGGAAACUGUGCGUCGCCAAUGUGAAAUGGGGCACCGCCGACGGUGACAUGCUGCGCAAACAAUGCAAGGAGCUCGAGGAGGAAUACCGCAAAGAAUGGCUCGAGAAGGAGGUGGUUCUAGACCAGGUGUCCCAGGUCGAGGAGGACUGGUGGCAGCGCCGACGUGCGGUUCUCGCAGCCGAGGCAAAAGCACAGGGGCUGUCCGCCACAAAUAACAUCAUGGCAAAGCGGUCCGUGGAGAGCGAGGCGCCUGCCGAUGGAGAGAACGCCGAUGUCGAGGCAAACAUGUCUGAUGCGGCAGGCCCCCCAGCCAAGAGAAGUAGAUCUGUUGACGUGGACAACGAUGAGGCCAUGGCGUCGUAAGGAUGUUGCAUGCAAAAGCUCAAAAAGAGCUCAGGCCUUGAAGUUACGUACAUUUGGUUUUCGCACAGGAGCAAGGAAGCCUUAAUGAAUUUAAUGAUUCAAUACAGUCUAUUGAGAGCGAGCAAUUCCAUG
Molecule: messenger RNA, 1632 nt
Organism: Microdochium trichocladiopsis
Lineage: Eukaryota; Fungi; Ascomycota; Sordariomycetes; Xylariales; Microdochiaceae
Exons: 2
Coding region: 286-1500 (404 amino acids)
Biological process (GO): regulation of transcription by RNA polymerase II
Cellular component (GO): nucleus
Molecular function (GO): RNA polymerase II cis-regulatory region sequence-specific DNA binding; DNA-binding transcription factor activity, RNA polymerase II-specific
Source: RefSeq, a predicted model, not a curated record